AUAACGGUACUCAUCCAUUCAUCAGAGUAUUCGAACCCAGUCACAGAGACACACUUGACACUACUGUUCUCCUCAUCCUACGUACGCACUGUUUCAUUUCAGCCAUGCCCAUGAGCAUCCCCCGCGCGGCGCACCUCCUUGUGCUCCUCUCCGUUCUAGCCAUCUCCCUCUCGUCGUGCGGCGCCGCCGCAGCGUUGCCGGUGUACGACACGGACGGCCACGAGCUGAGCGCCGACGCGGACUACUACGUCCUCCCGGCACCGCCCCGCGGGAGCGGCGGCGGCGGCGGCGGGCUCACCAUGGCCCCCAAGGGCCUGCACCCGUGCCCGCUCUUCGUCGCGCAGGAGACGGACCCGCUCCGCAAGGGCUUCCCCGUGCGCUUCGCGCCGCUGCAGCAGGACCAGGGUGGCAGCGACCGCGCCGUGCGCGUCUCCUCCGACGUCGGCGUCCACUUCGCCGCCGCGACGACGUGCGUGCAGACCACCGAGUGGCACGUCUCCGGCGACGGCGCCGCGCCGCGGUCGGGCCGUCGGCUCGUCCUCACCGGCCCGGUCCUGUCCUCGAGCCCGAACGGACGGGAGAAGGUGUUCCGCGUCGAGAAGCACAGCCGCGGGUACAAGCUGGUGUGGUGCGGGGGCUCCAGCGCGUCGACGUCGUGCCAGGACCUGGGCGUGUUCAGGGACGAUGGGGACCGCCGCGCGUGGCUCGGCACCACCGAGACCGACCGGGCUCAUGCCGUCGUGUUCCAGAAGGACACCACCAUGCAUGCUUGAUGCGGUGCUUCGUUUCGUAUGCGUAGUGCGUAGCAGUUGCUCUUGCUCAACUCGACUCUGGUUUACAAAUAGUUUGCCAAAAUAGCUUAAACUCCGCCAACAGAGACCGUACGUGAAGCUAAAAAACAGCUCUGCCGGUGAAUUGGAGCUAUGACAAACAGAGUCUAAAUUGGACCCAGAUAAAAUCAAUAGAAAACAAGAAAUCAUGCAAGCAGAAGAUCCGAGGAACAACAAUUUCUUCUACUUGUUUCUCAUGAAUUGAAUCAUUAUUAACAAUGGACCCUUGCGCUAAUGCGCUUGAUCA
This is a messenger RNA of Zea mays, 1077 nucleotides long. RefSeq names its product alpha-amylase/subtilisin inhibitor. Bases 105 to 773 code for a protein of 222 amino acids. Gene Ontology annotation, molecular function: endopeptidase inhibitor activity. NCBI's taxonomy places the organism in Eukaryota, Viridiplantae, Streptophyta, Magnoliopsida, Poales, Poaceae. The record is from RefSeq and is a predicted model, not a curated record. The transcript has a single exon.